Molecule: messenger RNA, 7523 nt
Organism: Dalotia coriaria
Lineage: Eukaryota; Metazoa; Arthropoda; Insecta; Coleoptera; Staphylinidae
Gene: Epg5
Product: ectopic P-granules autophagy protein 5
Exons: 13
Coding region: 178-7479 (2433 amino acids)
Biological process (GO): autophagosome maturation
Cellular component (GO): cytoplasm
Source: RefSeq, a predicted model, not a curated record
AUGUUUCGCUUUCAUCAACCUAACAUUAUCAGCUGAUACUAGGAAAACGAAGCAGAUUUGCAGCAGGAAAAGGUGCGACUGCAAUGAUUCGUUCAGAAAUGUGCGGUGAUUGCCGUCGCGAGUGCUGUGAACUAAAAUUAUUGUGAGUUUCGCCACUAUAUUCAUUACUGACACGAGAUGGAAGUGACGAUGGAAAAGCCCCGGGCAAAGACCCGUAAAAAACGUGAUAAAGAAAGAUCGAAUUUAAUUAAUACAAAUAACACAUCUGUUGAGGGGGUUGCCGGAACUUCUUCUAUUCGAGAAAAUGUUGUAAAUCCCCAAUCUGAUGAAAUAAGUGACACAAAGGAAAUACAAAAUGAUUUACAAGAUUCCAAACCUUCCGAAGAAAUUCUUGAGGAGUCUAACGCGUCAGAACUUUCAAAAAUAACAGAAGUCACAGAAAAGACUUCGGAAAUUUCCCUACAAAGCGAAGAAAUCGAGACAGAAAAAAUGGCGGAGUCGGCUCCACCAGCGGAGGUACCAGAGGCCGCCAUCUUGCCAUUACAAACCACAAAAAGCGAAUCAACGCAAUCUGUAUUGCAACAAACACCGCGUGAGAAACACCAGCAAGAGAUCACAUUUCAACAGUUGAAUCAUCAGUUUGAGCGAGAGAAACAUCUCAUGUUGAAGCAACUCGAAGCCGCCGAGAAGGCACACACGCAAGAGAAUCGCGUGCGAUUGCGUGCGUUUACCGAAAGUCAGCUCGGAGCAUUGUACGCCAACGGCGAACUCAAAAUGCUCGAAUCGUUUGUUGCAGAUUUCGUCGCUGCAGAACUGAAGGGCACCGCAUUGAAGCAGCAUCCAUUAUACGAACUAUUAGUCACCUAUUUACAAGCGCGUAAAAAUGUCAAAAUGUCCGCGAAUGAAGUGGAAGAACUACGACGCAACUGCGACGCGUUACAAAAGGAACUUUGGAAGGUGGAGAACGUGGUCGUACGCAAACAGGGCAUUUGUUCAGACGAUAACACUGUGUACGCUAGUUAUAGCCACAACUUCGCCACAUUUAAUCACAACACUUUUAAGCGUGUAAAUCGAGAUAAAAACAAAAUUCAGGAGACGAUCAGUCAGAAUUAUGCGUUCUAUAGCUACAUGGUACAGGUUUCUAAACUACAGAUAGAAUGUUUUAUUCAAAACGUCAUUAAUUCUGUGAUAUCCGUGACGCAUCUAAGACCAAAUACGGAUGUAACACUCCUAAUGCAGAACCUGCCUGCGCAAGUGCAGCCAUUCAUCAGCGAUCUGCGUCUGUGCGUCUCGAUUCUCUUUCAGUUUCAGCGUAAAUACAUCGCGGAUCCAGAGUUUGUCAAAGAGGCACGCACAUGGCUGGAUCAACUCGUUGCUGUUUUAUUGCGAUUCUCUACGUGGCAGGACCACUUGUUUCUGUUGAAUCACAUCUUAAGAUGUCCGCCAGGUGUCGCCACAUGGGCGUCACACUUUAUUCAGUUACCGAUUGAUGACAAAUGCGAGUCGCCAUUUGCAAAUUAUGAAGUUAACCAUGUUCUCACUCUAUUGGGGAAUAUUUUAUUACCAAUUGAUAAAAGAGAACUGUUUCUUGAAGAACUUUCUCAACAGCCUGAUGUCGUUGAAGCGCUUUGGGUUGUGGUUGAUUCCGAUGGAGAGGAAGACGAUGAAACUGCGGGGACUGCUCUCAAGGAAAAUGAUCUUGUUAGCAUGCUUAAUCAACUACCAUUGGAAAAGUUUUUCAAGAAAAUUCUACGGUUUGAUGAGCGGAAUGUUGAAGGCAUUCUUACACAGAAUCAUAUUCUUCAACUUUUCUCAUUCCUUACAGUUGUUUUAAAAACCUUACAAAAUGGCCUCACUACUUAUAACCAAGUGAGGUAUUUGCAACUUUGUAAGAGAUUGAGUAGAUUUAUAAGACAUGUCGUGCAAUAUGCUACUGAUCAACUGGAAAUAUUCUUUGCGAGUUCUGAAGCGCGUUUUUCCACUAUGUCAGAACGUUUACAAGUGGAAUAUGAUGCGUUAUUCUUACGUGCUUUUUAUUACCUCUACGUGUCUGAAAAGUUAGGCGCUUGGCAGUUUCUUGCUGUUUUGCCUUUCGACGCCAUUACGAAUUCUACUCUGUGGAAGAUUUUUUAUUUUCUGCAUGAUUUUGACAAUACUUCCAAUUCAUUACUCGAGUCUACCGAUAGUUUUAACUACCAAUCAAAAAUCUGGACGCCAUCAUUCCGCAUGCCUUUUGAGGAGCAUCUCAGCAAUAUGGCGGAAGAUGAGUGUUAUUACUUGUUGAGUACAAUUGCUAACAUGGCGCUGAAUCGUAAACAUGACGAAAUGGAGUUCAUCAAAUGUGCUACACUUGAUAUUUUACAUAUUGGUUUCGUGAGCGAAGCCACUCAAGAAUCCUGCUCGAAGAACUCACGCAUACUUUUAACACAUAUCACAUCCAAAUAUCCAAGUCUCUUGUCUGAUGUCUUUAAAACUGUGCAUGAAAAUAUCGCAAGAGUUGGUAAACUCGCGUUGUAUUUGUACGAAGAAUUACCUAUUUCUGUAUGGCAAAUCAGCGAUGAAGAUCUUUCUUGUAUAGAAAAUUGGUUGUUACACAAAGCACCAACCACGAAUGAAAGUAAACUAUCAAGAAUGAUUAUUUCUCGAUUGAAUUGGGAUCUUACAUAUACCGAAAACGACAGUCAGUUGUUUUUGCCCUAUGAAGUGCACUGCAAGAUGGCGUCUCUUAUAGUCAAAGCUACCGAUAUUGACCCGUCUUAUUUAAACUGGGCUUGGCAAACAGCGGUUCGACUGAGAUUACACAUGACAGACAAAGGAGUGAAGAGUUUCAAUCAAGUCAGAGAUAUUGAUUUUUAUGUUAUUAUUGAUAAAGGAGUUAGGGACCAGCAACCAUUGGCCGCUUUCAUAUCAGUGUUAAUAUCUUCAUGGGGACAUUUAAUUCCAUUAAUUUGCACAAAAGGAUUCGAUCAACUUCUAUUUCUGCAGUUGCAUCAAAAGCACGAAGCGGUUUUGUUUGCGCUUAAUUUGAUUGUACCGUUGUUUUUGAACUGUCAGGAAAAUGUGAUCAAUCUUGACCGGUUUCAAAUGGUACUCAUGGGAUUAUUAAACGCGGACAGGACUUAUAUCAACAUGGCUAAGAGUCUUGUAGUAAGCCAGAACACUAUUCUAGAACAGUUUGGUAAUAUGAUAAUUGCUCAGAUUGCAAACUAUAAAUUAUAUGGUCUUGAUACACCGCGAUGUGUUGUACGACUUUGGAUUGACUCAUUGGUAUCAGUCACAAAUUGGAACCGAGAUCAUGGCGUGAUGUACUUAUUGGAUGUGAUUAUACAAUCAGCUUUUUCUUAUAAAGAUUCGAUGGAGGUGAUUUAUAACACUUUACGGGAUCUUCUACAGGCGUCAACACCACAGGAAUCUUCUAAUUCUCUAUCGUCGCUUUUCAAAUGGGCGGCCGCAGGGUCCAAUCAAAGUAAUCUCCUUAUCAACACAUCGUUGUCAAGUUAUCCAUACCUAGCAGUGGUAAUGAUUGAUUUGGAGCAUGAGGAACGCGAAAAGUCAACAAAUCUCUGGACAGAGAUACUGCAAACUUUAUACGCGCAAAAAGGGAAGGUUAAUGUUGAUGCGGCCAUUAAAAAAGCAGCUAAUAAAUUGAAACUGCCUGCGUUUGCGUCAGGUUCACUUUGUUUGUUCCGAUGGGCGCAGCAAGCAUUAGACACACCUGUAGAUCAUCCGAUUGCAGUGUUAUUCUGGCAGAAAUUUUUCUGUUUGUAUCUCUAUCAUGUACGCAUCCCGCCUAAUCAAACCGUCUGCGUGGGGGAGAAGUUUUUUGAAGGUGUGAUAAAUUUUAACUUCCUCAAACGCAUGAAGAAAAAAUUACAAGAAACUGUUGAAUAUUACACUGGACAAACAACCGAUGCUGAUUUCAAACAUCAUGAUCCAAAGACGCAGUUGUAUUUAAUGUCGACAAUGAAGACUUUUAACGCAUUCUGUUUAUGGUUGGAAGAACCACGUUUACAGGAGCCAACUUUAUAUGUUCAAGGAUUACCGCCGCAAUAUGAACCCCCCUUGUUGAAUAUGGUGUUUCAAUGCACGAAUGAAUUAUGGAUGGAAUAUGUGAACUAUAAUGCUAUUCAAGAAGCGCGAUUAAAUUGUAUUAAAACGUGGAAUCAAGCGAAUUAUCGCGAGAAGAAGAAUAUUAAUAAACCACGAAGUGUUAGCUUAAGCGCAGAAGCGACAAAUCCAUGGGAACGGAUUAAACAUCGCCUUAAAUCUUACGAUACACCAAAACCAGCGUCUGAUGUGAUAUUAAAAGAUCCUUUAUUGCCACCAUUGGAUAUUAAUGAUAAAAAGACUCUCUCCCGAAUAGUUAGUGAACAAUUGGACAAACUUACAGCGUGUGCACAUAAUUUUUAUAUUGAAUCUUCGACACAUACAGCGAUGAAUCGUGAAUAUGAAAAUCUCAUUAUUAAGUUGUAUAUUUCCAAGUCAACUUCCAAAGUUCUAACUGCAUAUUGCACUAAGAACAACAGUGUGCAAUGUUCAGGACCAGCAAAAAUUGCGAUUAGCACGGUGGAGUCGAAGAUUAACGAAACUGUGGCUAGUCGAUUGGAUGAGUUUAAUGCAGGGUUUGACGCUUUUGUCACUGGGAGAUUGCAAGCCGCUCCCGUGAAUUUGUGUUACUCAUCUGUGUUUCUACAACAUAUAAUUGGUCUGCUAGAAAACCAAAAACUUUACAAGCGUGAAUCAAACCAAUAUGGCGUCGAUUUCUUCUAUCAUGUCCUAUCGUUGAUUAACGAAGAAACUUCUAAUUUUUAUCCGACCAAAAAACUCUUCACUGAAUGUUUGGAACGUCUGGGACAGUCUCACAUUCAUGGUGAAGAAGAAGAAACGCCUAAACUUCUUGAUAAAAUAUUACAUGACCCUAACAUGGGCACUUAUCUUGCCCCACAUUUUUCGCCGGUACAUGUAGGUACCGCUAAUUUUAUUAUGAUGUACUCGAUGAUCACCAAAGGACUUCGGGAGAAUCCCGAUUUGUUAUAUUCGUUAAUUUCAAAGUUCGACGUUAAUAAGUGGUUGCAAAACAACAAUCCAAAACUAAGCCAAAGAUCACAAUUUAUUGAACUGGUUAUCAAAGCCCUGGUUGAAAUGGGACCUGAACCGAAAGUAGAGAAGCAUCCUCUACAUGAAUUAUACAGGAAACACUUGGUACACAUUUUUCAAUAUCAGUUCCCCGAACAUUACGGGGAGAUUUUAAUGCACGUCUUGAAAGGUAGCACCGGCGCAGUAUCCGAUUGUAUUACUGUAAGUGUAUGGUUGGACAUUCUGAGCACUCUUGCGUAUCCUCAGCAGAUUAAAUUAACUACGCAUAUGCGUGAUCAGUUGAGGUAUUACGCACAGAAUCAGAACGUGCUAAGUUAUCAAGUACUGAUGGACACAACGCGAAUGCUCGCGCAGCAUUACACUGCCGAACGUUUACAGUAUGGUUUGUAUGGAUUAUAUCCGAAGACAAGCAAUUAUGUCGAGGUGAUAUCUUUGUUUCUUGGCAUGACUGGACAUAGUUUUGUUAUUAGUGCCUUGAAUACACACCAGGGAGUUUUAGGUGAAAAGGUUUGUGAAAUAAUUUGGCCAUUUUUGCGUGACAUGUUUGCCCCUUGGAUUCUUCCUUACUGGGCGAACAAUAUGAAGGACAUGGCGACGUGGAUUCAACAAUUGACUGACGAUCGUGCCGUAAUUUUGCCGUGGAUUCCAGCAAACGCACCUUAUGCCCAAAAAAUGGUUAAUAUGUUCUUUGAAUGUAUUUUGUUCAUCAUUCAAACACUCCCAGCAUGUAAUAACAUUAUGAGUUUCUUUUGGAACUGGUAUGUUACAAACUUUGCGCAUCCUGCUGUUAAGGAUCAUGUAUUCAACGUAAUACACCAGGCGUUUAUACCACUGCCGUGGGCCAAGUUUUGGCCGACUGUGCAGGAUGUUGAAAUGAUGCUUAAAGUCGCCGAGCAAUACCUACCCGAGUCACAUACGUUCCUGGGACAUAUUUUCAUGGAGAUACAAUGGCAUUCUUGGGUGUUUCAUCUGGGAAAGAACGCCACUCAGCCGGUGAAGACAAGAAUACACCAUUGUUUACUUAGUUUGAUCAUUAAACUCUGUAAUGAGCCGAAUGUGCGUCGGAACUGCGCCAGUAAAGCGAUCAACUUGUUGAAUCAAGCCGAACACUAUGAAUGGCAACUGCUCGAACCGCAAUCGGUGCAGCAGGCGAUGGAUUGGUACAUUAUGAGCUGUGAUCCCAUUGUAAUACUUAAGACUGAUCCUGCCAAUUUGGACGUAAGAGUUUUAAACUUCAUAAGUAUUGUUUGCUGUUAUAAUCAACCAUACGAAGGCAGCGAUGUAAACAUCCUUCUGAAACGGCACAUAUUCGUAAAAACGUUCGUUAAAUUAGUAUCGGUGUUUAUCAGCAAACAUAAAAAUGUUAUACAUAAUAAGGAAAAGGAUUUAGUUGCUCUCUUUGCUUCGCAAUUAACGCACCUCGAGAAUGUGGCGAGAACACAGCAAGAAGUAAACGUUCUGCUCGGGGAAUUACUAGUCGUGGUAAACCAAAAUGGCGUCAAAGAUGGCGUCCUUAAGUAUUUCGUGCAAUGGCUUAGCGAUAAGGAAGGUAACGGAAUGAUGGUGAAAGCCAUUCUACAAUCGACUGGAAACUACGUGAGUGAUAUUUCUACAGUUGGCAUGUUGUAUGAAACAGCUAUAACGACAUAUUUUAUUAAAAAUGUGAAUGACUUGGAAAAUGUCUCGUGGAAAACAAUAGCGGGAGAAUUAAAACCCUACAUUAUAAAAUACAAUUCUCUGGUGUCAUCGCUAAUAGAAAAUGGUAACUUUUUAAGCCUCCAUGCUCUGUUAUUAAACAAAAUGGCCACUUCUGAAGAUAAACCCGCUUUGUUGAAUCUUUGCCUCACAUGGUUCAAUGACAUUAAAGUGAACGAUACGAACGAAUUUAAAUUGCCUUUGCUAUGGAAUGACUUCCUCUCAAUUGUUACGGACUACAUUCAGAAAGACGAAGCAACUGCCGGUGAAUUCCUAUACAAGUUCGCCCAACAUCUGUGUCAACUAUCCGAUCAGAAGGAGAAUGCAAAGUGGGGAGGCCUUCUCGGUGCUAUCGGAAUCGGCAAGCAAGCACCUGAUAAUCUAAACUUUCGUUUUAUUUGUCGUGCACUCGGAGGAUAUGUAAUGUCGCAACUCCCUGAAGCUAAAGGGAAUCCACAACGUUUAAGAACUGCUGAUUCUUCUCCAUGUGCUGUAGGCCAACCAGGCGGUAACACGGAAGUGUGCAAGAUCUUGAUGAAGAUGGAUUUUGGUCAGAACCAGGGUAAAAUUAAGGAAUGUGCUGAAAAGGCCUUGAAGCAAAUUCAGGACCCUAAAAAUUCGUUCCACAACGUGAACGCAUUCUUGCGAAGAAAUCUAACACUUGAGUUUUCAUUUUUCAAAGAAUAAUUUGUUGUUUUUAUAUGGAAUAUAAAAUUUUAAAUUCAACACAA